AUUGUUUACGUUCAUUCAUUAUUUGUAAAUUAAGCAUUGUGGUAAAAAACGGGUCUGCGGCCACACGUGUUUACAGGUUUUGUAAUUUUGGCAGUAUUUGCAUUAAGUUUAACUCUACAAGAUUAUGUUUUUGUUCUUUGCGAUCGCCCUCGCUUGUAUACAUAGCAGCAUAACUGCCAAUGUGAUACCUCAGGAGAUAUCGCGUCUCAAUUUCUUCGACACAGAUCUGCUGCGAUAUGCAGCGGAAGACAGGAAGGGCAAUGUCAUGGUGUCACCGGCCAGUAUAAAAUCAGCUUUAGCGAUGAUUUUGGAAGCGGCCAGUGGUAGCACAGAAACUGAAAUCAGAAGUGCUUUAAGAUUGUCACCAUAUAAGGAUGAAUUGAGGGAGCAGUUGAAUUUGUAUCUAGCAUCUCUUAACGCAAAUACCCCAGGAGUCAAGCUACAGAAUUCAAACUCAGUAUUCAUAUCGAAUAGGCUAAGACUCAGGAAGGAUUUCGAGCAAAUCGCGCGUAACGCAUACUUCGCCGACCUGGUUCCAGUGGACUUCAGUAAUUCUCAGAGUGCUGCUGAUACCGUAAAUAAAUGGGUCAACCAACGCACCAAAGGUCUUAUCCCACAGAUUGUUGAAGCUACGGAUAUCAACCCAACGUCAGAUGCUCUCAUCUCAAAUGCUCUAUACUUCAAGGGUCUUUGGAAGCAUGCGUUCAACCCUAAAUAUACGAGAGCUGGUUGCUUCCACGUCGAUAAUGCCUGCCAGAAUGCAGUAAUCAUGGAACUGCACGAUGAUAUGAACUACGGCUUUGUCGAUAACCUUAGGGCACACGCUAUUGAAUUGCCAUAUGAGGGUGGACGCUACUCCAUGAUUCUUUUGGUUCCCCUGGAAAGAGGAAGCCUGAGUACCUUAAUCCGUGAUCUGCCUUACAUGAGUCUUCCUCAAAUAUCUGAAUUAAUGGAAACCACUAAUGUUCGCCUCACUAUGCCUAAAUUCACUGUUGAUUAUAGUGACAGUAUGGUCGGGCCUUUGCGCAAUAUGAGGAUCAAUACAUUAUUUACAAAGAACGCGAGUCUCCCCGGAAUGUUCGAGAGCGGUGCCCCCCAAGUGACGGAUAUUCUGCACAAAGUAUUCAUGUCUGUAGAUGAAACUGGCACAGUAGCGGCCGCAGCUACAUCUGCUAUGGUGAUACCUCUCAUAGAAGACGGAGUUCAACUCAAUGUAGACAGACCUUUCUUGUUCUUCAUCAGAGAUAAUGAGUUGGGGUUGAUAUUGUUCGAGGGAAAGAUUGAAGAGCCUUUAGUCAUUGUGGAUGAUAAGGUUGCUGAAUUGUGUGCUCACGUCUUUAGGCUCAGUUCAGCUGCCCUACUCAGUGACUAUGGUUUUUUAUCUAAUCCUCUUGAAGUUAGCCAUUGGCUGCAAUCUCACCAGGUGUUAACUGAAGCGAUCUGCAAAAUGAGGCCGUUACUUCUAGUGCUGGUUCUGGCAGUUGGGCUUACAAGCGCUCGGUGGAUGAGAAAACAGCGAUCUGAUCAACCUAAGGACACAAGUUUUAUUGGAGAGGCUACCAAUGAACUUUCUACAACAAUUCUACAGGGAUACAUUGACGAUGACAAAGAUAUCGCAUUCUCUCCGCUUGGCUACUCAACAAUCCUCGCCAUUCUUGCUGAAGGUGCAAAGGGAGAAACAAGAAGCCAACUUGUAUCAGCUCUUCAUUUACCCGAAGAUCAAAAUCUUAUAAGAAAAACUUACCGCUACAUCAUGGAACGAUUGAAAUUUAGAAAUCAAUACAAAUAUAAUCAACCAGAGUUGAAGAACUUUUUCUAUAUUUACAAAAACUAUACAAUAAACGAAGAUUACAAAAAGAUUUUAGAAGAUUUCUAUUUGACUGAUGUAAGGUCAGUUGAAAGGUACCACAUGCUUGAAGAUUCAGAAGACCAUGAAGACGAAAAAGUAAAAAAAGAUGAACCAAAGAAGGAAGUCGUAGAGGACCUUAUGCCACCUAAAGAGUCCAAUGAAAAGUUAAUUUCUUAUGCUGUGGAAGAUAUACCUACCAAAGUUGAUAUCACUCAUAUUAAUUACAAACCUGCUAAAAACAUUAAGGAAAAAAUCAAGUAUGUUAAGAACUCCCAAGAUACAAAGAAAUAUGAAACCGAUGAUGAAGAGGAAACAAUGGUAGCAGUUGAAGCUAGAACCCAUGCGAAGAGUUUUGAAUAUAGAGUUCUUAAUGAGAAAAAUGAUAUAGCUUCAAGCAUCUCAGUAAACAGUGUGGGAGAAAAGGCCAGUAAAUCAACAAAUUCUUUAAUGCUCAUUUUUAAUGGCAUGUACUUCCGCGGUUCUUGGAAAAAGCCUUUCGACAAAGUGGAAUCUGGUGUUUUCUACAAAUCCAAUACUGAGAAGAAGCAGGUGCAAAUGAUGAAGACUCUUGGUAGUUACAAGACCAAUUCGUUCCCUGAAUUAGAUAGUGAGGCUAUACUGUUGCCCUAUGAUGGUGAUCGCUAUGCUCUCUUAUUGCUCGUUCCACGUUCAAGGGACGGUCUGAUUAGACUUGUUGCCGAUCUGCCAGCAGUUUCAUUAACGGAAAUUCAGGAAAGGCUACGUGAAGAGGAAUUACAGGUUUCAUUGCCCACAUUCUUCGUGGAAACUACUACUAAGCCUGUUGCGGCGUUGGCUAAGUUUGGAGUAAGCAGUAUCUUUGGUCGGGAUGCUGAGUUAACAGGAAUAUCAGAAAAGCAAGGCCUGUUCGUUCAGGAGCUUGUACAAAAUGUUGCUGUUCGUGUGGACAAUACUGAUGCAUCAGCAAGCGCGAUUGGAGCCAGCAACGCUGCCGAGUCGUUGGAGUAUCUGGAAUCAUUAAAGAAUCUUCCUCUUCACGAAACAAAAGAGCCACGCCGCUUCUGCGUUGAGCAUCCAUUCGUGUUCUACAUCGUUGAUCGUUUGGACAAUCUUGUCAUUGUCGCGGGCAAAGUCACCGACCCACAGUCACCAUCUGAGAAAAAUUUUAAUUACUAAAUGAACAUUACUCUUUCGGAAACAAAAAACACUACUGUAGGUAUUAAAGGCGAUCUUCGUAAGUGAAAAUUAUCUCGAAAAAAUUUAGAAAUGUUUAUGCAUAAAGUGUAUUUGUACUGAAUUUGAACGCAAAAUACGCAAUGACUCUCACAGGUAUGCUAGAAAUUAAUAUGUACUUAUACAUGACCGCUAUCCGAUGGUAGCCUUAUAUAUUAGUGAAAACUUAUGUUAAAAUUUUUGUUAGACUUUUUCUUUAACUAUGGAGUAGUUUCAAGCUCACUCUUAUUAUAAUAACAGUAGAUUUUCUAUACCUACUGUAUUUAAACGAACCGGAUGAAUUCCCAACAAAACCAGAUGCAUUUGAUAAUAAAAAAGUACACAGCGUAGUUUGUAAUUUAGUUUAAGGUUUAUUUAUUAUUAACUAUAUUAUUAUUGUGUGAUAUUUC
Pararge aegeria (speckled wood butterfly) is the source of this 3450-nucleotide messenger RNA. RefSeq lists its product as uncharacterized. Gene Ontology annotation, molecular function: serine-type endopeptidase inhibitor activity. The coding region runs from base 125 to 3004 and encodes 959 amino acids. Lineage: Eukaryota; Metazoa; Arthropoda; Insecta; Lepidoptera; Nymphalidae. The transcript has 14 exons. The record is from RefSeq and is a predicted model, not a curated record.